Molecule: messenger RNA, 381 nt
Organism: Lachancea dasiensis
Lineage: Eukaryota; Fungi; Ascomycota; Saccharomycetes; Saccharomycetales; Saccharomycetaceae
Source: the annotation of a GenBank genome assembly
AUGUCAACCCCUACAUUCACGGUUAACAAAGAUGAUAUUAUAUUAGGGCUAGUCGCACUUAUUUUGCCACCACUGUCGGUGUUUUUGCGCAGUGGAUUCAAGUCUAGAGAUUUUUGGAUUAAUAUGCUGCUGUGCGUACUUUUUGGGGUCCCAGGCUGUCUGCAUGCGUUUUAUGUUGUUUACACAACGAGCAGCGAGCGGUCUGGAGAACCUUCAUACGAACGGAUUCAUGGAGAGUCCGAUUUAGAGGCCCAGAUCCCUCCAGCAAUCUCCGAGCCACAGGCAAAGUCCGCGGAGCCAGAAAUUCCUCCAUCGUACAGUGAUGUGGCUGGUAGAGAUGCUUCUGCGCUAGCGGCUACCGACAACAAGAUCCAGCACUAG